Molecule: messenger RNA, 3101 nt
Organism: Branchiostoma floridae (Florida lancelet)
Lineage: Eukaryota; Metazoa; Chordata; Leptocardii; Amphioxiformes; Branchiostomatidae
Product: pollen-specific leucine-rich repeat extensin-like protein 3
Exons: 18
Coding region: 631-2568 (645 amino acids)
Source: RefSeq, a predicted model, not a curated record
UACAAAGGCGCCACAAAAGUUUUUCAGCGCCACAAAUCUCUGCAGGCGUUGAUGUACUUGUUUUGGUACCAAGGUUAAGUCAUUAAUGUUCCAUUCGUCAAACCUUUUAGGGUGCCGGCGUGACAGUAAUGGUAAAUGAUGCUGUUUAAUUACAGACACUCUGGAAUGUUUCUGUCACCAUUCCAAAACCCAGGUCGGUUUCCUUGGGUUCACAACCACAAAACCCUCUUGAGUCUUAAUGUUGAAACCGUCAAUUAAUUAAGACCCUUUUCUUCUGGAUUCCUUUAGAGGUUGUGGUCGUCAAAAGCGGCGUAUAUCGAGGACAUAGUAAAAGAAUAAACAACUGUUUCAUUCUUGUUUACAUGACCCCAUGGUACAAACUACUUACAUUGUGGCCCCCUGGUUACGGUAACUAUGGCCGCUACUACUCUCUACAGUUGAUCGGUACACAAAACAAGUCCAGUUUGGACCGGACUGACAACAAUGCCCGGAGUUGUCGUGGCGGUAACAAGUCUUGUUUGCGGAGUCUUGAGUUGAAUAGACAUCCGUAGAAGUACCAAAAUCUCUUUCUUAAAGUGUCUUUCUGUAAGGAUCAGGUUGCGCCCUGACAGGGCAAGAUGUGACGAUUGGAUGCUUCCCCCUGUAACCAUCUUAAGUUUGUCCGACUUCCCCUGUUUCCUCGCGACUCAAGUCGACCCCAGUAACUCGCCCGACGCCUUGCAGCGAGCUCUAGAGAGGCGACAGGACCUACUCAACAGAUUAAGGGACGAAAAAUUGAACGAACCUAGAUCACCGUCUCCUAUGUACCGGCCAAGGUCAUAUGGGGGUCACAGACAUAGGAGACUACUAACGCCCAUCCGAACUGCCCGGUCUCUGCCUGACAUACAGGUAUACCGUCACGAUCCGAUGCCGCAUAGACAGAUAGUGGAGCAUCAAAUAACGUCACAGGUCCCUCCUCCACCACCUCCACCCCCUCCUCAACCAGUGGUACAGCCCAUCGUAAACCAGAUGCCGCAGCCAAUAGUGAACCAAGUACCGCCACAGCCGAUAGUCAACCAGAUCCCACCACAGAACCCGCUCAUUCACAACGUCUAUCCGCCGGGACCGCCGGAGACCAGGAAUUCUGCAUUCUUGAAUAGGAAUGACAUGGUAGACAUGAUGAUGAUGCAGAACGCACAGAUGCACCAGAUCGUCAUGCAGCAGAUGAUGUUCCAACACCUGCCCAUGAAGCAGCCGGGGCUGCAGCAGCCGCAGCAGGUGUCCAUGCCGGUGCAGGUGAUGCAAGAACCGCCGGCGCCGGUAGUGGUCCAGGCCCCGGGAGGGGGAGGUAAGCGUCCCCCAUCCGUACAUCAUCAUCAUCACUACUCCUCCGUGCAGCAGCCGGCGGUGCAGUACCAGGCAGCGCCGCAACCACAGCCUGUCGUCAGUCACAUCACACAACUCCCGCCGCUACAGCCGAGAAGGAUAUACCGAAACAUCCCUCCACCCCCGCCUCCAAGCGCAACACAAACGGUUGGUCCCGACUACCAACAACCCACAGUUAAGACUAGAACACCCGUCAGAAAGCGCAGUAAGAAGCCGCCGACCCCUACACCGACACCACGUCAGCCCACACCUGUGAGACCAAGAACCGUCACCACACCGCCAAAAACUAAAGAAACGCCCGCACCAAAGCCACCCACACCACAGCCUCCAGCGAGAAAAAUACCAUUUCCCGGACCUCCUGCCCUCCGGAAGCUAAGACAUAUCUUCUACGCCGCGUGGUUUGUAGCUUUUCUUAAGGCGCAGCAGAAGAAGAAUCGAGAGAAGAGAUUAGAAGAAGAGUUCCUGUUUGGUAUUCACCUAAAAGAAGCUGUGUCAGCAUUGCAUAGGAUAUACCUCAAUCCGGAAGGCCCUGUGAACGAGAUCUUGAGAACGGCUGUCUUGGAUGGAACCAUAGACACAAAGCGGGAUGCUCGUGGCACGGUUGUAGAGUUUGUUGACUCCAGACAAGCCAUUCCACAGAUCUGCUACAUCAUCGAAAAUCUCACCUACAACAUCACAGAGAUCAUGCCGGACAAGGGUGUUCUAGGAACCAACAAGAAAGCUUCGAUUUUCCAUUUGGUACAAGACAGGAAAACGUUCCCCAAAGGAUAUUUCUGGCAACUCGAAAGGGCUGAGCUGGAGUUUGACGCCCUUGAUAGAACAGUUCGAGUCAAUAAACGCAGAGCGGCCAUGCUGGUCAUUGGCAUGUACUUGUCAAGGGGACUCAUAACCACGUUGCUGAUGAAACCACUGGACUACGGUCUAUCCACUACGAUGUUGGACGAUGUUGGGGAGAGGAACUUGAAGCUGCUUGCCACACUCUUCCUAAAUCUCGUCCGGAGGGCGUCAGUGCCAGCGAAGGAACAGCCUUGGCCAGUGCCAGUGGAAUUGCAGCGCUUUAUCUUCUCGGAUGAAGAAAUGCGGCAGAUCUACAGCAACAGCAAAGUCAAGAAAAGUUUGGAGUAUGCAGAGAAACUCUUGCGAGACUGGGCGGAGGAAUACGUCAAGCGACUCAUGAAGGCCAGAGAUCCAGACGAUGAGUGAUAUGUUCAACAAUACGCUGUUGAAGCCUGACUAAAGUUCACGCUUCUGUUUCUACAUGUAAUAUCAAAUACUAUCAGAACAGGCCAAUAUGAAAGAUUUGCACCAAAAAGAGCAUGUGCACUGUGGUGCAUCCAAGUUUUUAUGUAAAUAUUGUACAGUCAUUCUUGUGCAUCAAAAGUAGCUGGGGUGGGGGUGAUAACUGAGAGGCUUUCUCCCAAAGCAAAGGAAUUUUAGCCACAAGCACAGGUUUUCUACUUGUAUAAGCCACAGUCCUGUACAUUACCGUUAUACAUACAAAUAUACGGCUUGUUUUCUUUUCAUUUUUGGUUACUUGGCACUAUUAUAACAUAGCAUUUCCAAUUUACGUCAUUGUUAUACGUGUACACUUUAAGAGCAAUUUGCCAUUAUGUACGAAUGCACUAAACAGUAUUUAUAGCACAUCACCAAGCACUUUUUUAUGCAUUUAUGAAAUGAGCCACAAGGUGGCGCUGUUCAUCAUUACACAUCAGUGCACUCUUGGCAAAAAAUGUAUA